Molecule: messenger RNA, 1602 nt
Organism: Eublepharis macularius
Lineage: Eukaryota; Metazoa; Chordata; Lepidosauria; Squamata; Eublepharidae
Gene: RBM46
Product: RNA binding motif protein 46
Exons: 4
Coding region: 1-1602 (533 amino acids)
Cellular component (GO): nucleus
Molecular function (GO): mRNA binding
Source: RefSeq, a predicted model, not a curated record
AUGAAUGAAGAACACAGUGAUGUAGCAAAUGGGUGCAGCAAAGUUCGAACUGGUACUCAGAAUGAGGCUGCCUUAUUGGCUCUUAUGGAAAAGACUGGCUACAACAUGGUUCAAGAAAAUGGUCAACGAAAAUUUGGUGGGCCUCCACCAGGUUGGGAAGGCCCACCACCACCUCGAGGCUGUGAAGUUUUUGUGGGAAAGAUUCCUCGUGAUAUGUAUGAAGAUGAACUGGUUCCUGUGUUUGAAAGAGCAGGGAAGAUCUAUGAAUUCAGACUGAUGAUGGAAUUUAGUGGUGAGAAUCGGGGAUAUGCAUUUGUAAUGUAUACAACCAAAGAAGAAGCUCAGCUUGCCAUCAGGAUCCUUAAUAAUUAUGAGAUUCGUCCUGGUAAAUUUAUUGGUGUUUGUGUAAGCUUGGAUAACUGCAGACUAUUUAUUGGAGCUAUUCCCAAAGAAAAGAAAAAAGAGGAGAUCUUGGAUGAAAUGAAAAAAGUCACUGAAGGUGUAGUAGAUGUUAUUGUGUAUCCAAGUGCAACAGACAAAACAAAGAAUCGUGGUUUUGCUUUUGUAGAAUAUGAAUCUCACCGAGCUGCAGCUAUGGCAAGGAGAAAAUUGAUUCCGGGAACAUUCCAAUUAUGGGGCCAUACUAUUCAGGUAGAUUGGGCAGACCCAGAAAAAGAAGUUGAUGAAGAAACUAUGCAGAGGGUCAAAGUGUUAUAUGUUAGAAACUUGAUGAUCUCUACUACAGAAGAAACAAUUAAAGCUGAAUUUAACAAAUUUAAGCCAGGAGCUGUUGAGCGAGUAAAAAAACUUCGAGAUUAUGCAUUUGUUCAUUUUUUCAAUCGAGAUGAUGCAGUUGCUGCUAUGUCAGUUAUGAAUGGGAAAUGUAUUGAUGGAGCCAGCAUUGAGGUAACACUGGCAAAACCAGUAAACAAAGAGGGCACCUGGAGGCAGCAUCUUAAUGGCCAGAUUAGUCCCAAUUCUGAAAAUCUUUUAGUCUUUGCAAACAAAGAAGAUGGUCAUCAGAAAUCUCUAGCAAAACCAGCAAGUCUUCCAAUCCGAAUUAAUGGGCAGCACAGUCCAAAUCCACCUGAAAUUGAAAGGUGUACUUAUCCAUUUUUCCCAGGGACAAAACUUACUCCAAUUAGCAUGUAUUCAUUAAAAUCUAGCCAUUUUAGUUCUGCAGUAAUGCAAUUAGAUUAUUAUUGCAACAAAAAUAACUGGGCGCCUCCAGAAUAUUACUUGUACUCCACUACAAGUCAAGAUGGAAAAAUACUGCUUGUGUAUAAGGCUGUUAUUCCUGCUGUUGCAAAUGGAUCCCAGAGUUAUUUUAUGCCAGACAAACUCUGUACAACUGUAGAAGAUGCUAAAGAAUUAGCAGCACAGUUUGCAUUGUUACACUUGGAUUAUAAUUUCCGUCGAAGUUCAGUAAACAGUAUUUCUCCUGUUAGUGCUACACUCUCUUCAGGGACAACAAGUGUGCUACCGUAUACAUCAAGGCCUUAUUCUUAUCCAAGUUACCCUUUGUCACCAACAGUUCCACUUGCUAAUAGCAACCAUGUUGGACAGCGUCUAUAUAUUUCCAAUCAGGCCUCAUUCUUUUGA